This is a messenger RNA of Xylaria bambusicola, 2125 nucleotides long. Its product is annotated as peptidase C14. Bases 666 to 1694 code for a protein of 342 amino acids. NCBI's taxonomy places the organism in Eukaryota, Fungi, Ascomycota, Sordariomycetes, Xylariales, Xylariaceae. The transcript has 6 exons. Gene Ontology annotation, biological process: proteolysis. Gene Ontology annotation, molecular function: cysteine-type endopeptidase activity. The record is from RefSeq and is a predicted model, not a curated record.
GGAGCUUCGGUACCUCUUGGCUCUUAUCGCCCUCUCCGCAGACCCUCGCAUCGACGCUGAGAGAUAUAUAUCUCCUCGUUCUCGCAGCCUAUCCAAGUCUAGAACAUUUGACUGAACCCGCGGCUGAGGUUAAGUCCAAGUCCACGUCGAAUCCUUCCCGACGCCCCGAUAGGCCGAAAUCCGAACACUUGCCCCCACCAUCCAUCACUGCUGUCGAGCCGCCGCCUCGCACACGCGAUACCUCCGGCACGCACGCACGCCAGCUCUUCUCCGAUACUAACUUGCGCCGCCCGUUCGUGUUGUUUGCUGGCCACGACAGGAGCCCAUCAUCUUCAAUCCGCCUUACAUAACCUUCGGUCUUGCCCUUGGAUAUGUCCUACUAUAGUUAUCCUGGAGGAUACGCUCCGCCGCAGCAGCAACAGCAACACCACGGGAACUAUUAUCAGCCUCCGUACGACUGUCCCGCCGUUAUACGCGUUUUCUUUUUUUCGACAUGUCGCGACUAACAUGCUGCUAGUCCACCCCAGGGGUACAACGGGUACCCUCAACAAGCGCAGCCUCAGCAGUACGGCGGUUACAGCCAGGCGCCUCCACAGCCUUAUUAUAAUCAGGGACCAUCCCAGCACCAUGGCGGAUACAGCAACCCUCCGAGCCAAUAUGGUCGAAUGCCGAUGGCACCAUCGGUGAACUCGAAUUCGUACAAUCACGGCAACUACGGCGCUCCUCCUCCUCCUCCCGCCGGCCCACAACAUUUUGGGCAUGGGGCUCCCCAGAACUAUGCUUUCCAGUAUAGUAACUGCACCGGUCGGAGAAAAGCGCUUCUUAUCGGUAUAAACUAUUUUGGCCAACGGGGCCAAUUAAGGGGUUGUAUCAACGAUGUGCGGAAUAUGUCGAAUUAUCUAGUUGAACAUUAUGGCUACAAGCGAGAAGACAUGGUCAUUUUGACCGACGAUCAGCAGAAUCCCAUGAGCCAGCCUACGAAACAGAAUCUUCUCCGAGCAAUGCAUUGGUUAGUCAAGGAUGCGCGACCCAAUGACUCGCUCUUUUUCCAUUAUUCAGGUCACGGCGGGCAGACAAAGGACCUGGAUGGCGACGAACCCGAUGGCUACGAUGAAGUGAUUUACCCUGUAGAUUUCCGUCAGGUCGGCCACAUAACCGACGACGAGAUGCACAGAAUCAUGGUUCGUCCUUUACAGGCCGGCGUACGCUUAACAGCUAUUUUCGAUUCAUGUCACUCUGGCACAGCCCUCGAUCUGCCUUACAUAUACUCGACGCAAGGCGUUCUCAAAGAGCCCAAUUUGGCCAAGGAAGCUGGUCAAGGUCUACUCGGUGUUAUAUCUUCCUAUAGCCAGGGUGAUCUUGGCGGCGUUGCCAACAAUAUCAUGGGCUUCUUUAAGAAGGCCACUGGUGGUGAGGAUGCUCAUAACCGAGCCCUGGCCACCAAAACAUCAGCCGCAGACGUCAUUAUGCUCUCUGGUAGCAAAGACGAUCAAACCUCGGCGGAUGCUACAAUCGCGUCUCAGGCCACUGGCGCCAUGUCGUGGGCUUUUAUCACAGCACUCAAGAAGAAACCUCAGCAGAGCUACGUACAGCUUCUUAAUAGUAUCCGCGACGAAUUGGCUACUCGAUAUACACAGAAGCCCCAACUGUCCUGCAGUCACCCACUUAACACCAAUUUGUUGUUUGUCAUGUGAAGGAUAGUGGAGGAAUCAUGAAUCAUCUCGAGUUCAGUGAUGUGAUCAUUAUCAGGGUGGUUUGUAGUGAUUUUAUCCGACCGACAAACGGUUGAAGGGUGGCGUUAGUGUCCCACAGUCUAGGGUCGUUGGGGUUGGCUCACUCACACGUACCAGCAUAAUGUCCUACGUGAGGUGCUAUUAUUACUAUUAUUCGUGGCCAACUUUGAUGAGAUGACGAUGAUGAUGAUAAAUGGAUGGAUAGGCAUUCUUUUCUGGAAUCACUGCAAUCGGAGUGUCGGGGUCGGCUCGCUGUAUUGAUUGAUGUAUUGAGAAGCGAAUAUAUUAUAUCCCUAUCUACCUAGGGUACGUUCUUUGGCGCGCUACUUGCCGAUAGGUAGAUAUCUUGAGCCCUUAAUAGCAUUAAUUUCAAAUGAGCUUCGCUGGUUUAU